AUGUCUUCCGCCCCGGAGAUCUCCACGCUCCUCUUCCCCACCCUGGCUCCCUUUCCUUCAGCUUCUCCAGCAGAGUCCAGUGGAGGAGGAGGAGGAGGUCUGGCUCUGGAGCCCAACACCACCUCCUGCCAGGAGUGGGAGGAAGCCCACCACCUCCUCUUCCACCUCGGCAACCUGUCUCUGCUGGUUGGUCUAAUCAUUCCUACCACUGUGGCCCUGCACAUGAUUCUGCUGCGCCUUCUCCUGAUGACAGGAUGCUCUCUCUUCAUUGCGUGGGCAACGCUGUACAGAUGCAACCUGGACGUGAUGGUUUGGAACGUGGUCUUCCUGGUGGUCAACUUCAUGCACUUCUUCUUCCUUCUGUACAAGCGCAGGCCAAUCAAGAUCGACAGGGAAUUGAGGGCCGUCUACAAGCGGAUGUUUGAGCCCCUCCAUGUGCGAGAGGCUCUGUUUCAGAGGCUCACAGGCCAGUUCUGCACCAUUCAGACUCUAAAGAAAGGCCAGAUCUACGCUGCCGAGGACAAGACCUCUGUGGACGAGCGCCUCAGUAUUCUUCUCAAAGGAAAGAUGAAGGUUUCAUACCGAGGCCAUUUCCUUCACAACAUCUACACCAAUGCCUUCAUCGACUCUCCAGAGUUCAGGUCGACAGAGAUGCACAGAGGAGAGAAAUUCCAGGUGACCAUCACGGCAGAGGAGAACUCUAAAUUCCUGUGCUGGUCUAGAGAGAGGCUCACCUAUUUCCUGGAGUCAGACACUUUCCUCAAUGAGGUGUUCAGAUACCUCAUUGGCAAAGACAUCACCAACAAACUGUACUCUCUCAAUGACCCUACACUCAGUGACAAGGCAGUGAAGAAGAUGGACCGCCAGCCUAGCCUGUGCUCCCAGCUUUCUAUGAUGCAGAUGAGGAAUAGCAUGGCGAGCACCAGCGACACCGAUGAUGUUCUCAACCAGAUCCUACGUGGAGGGUCCGCUGGCUCUUCACUCCAAAAAUCACCUGGCACCAAGGCCUCUUCCGCGAUGAAACCCAUCGAAGAGGGCAUGGAGGAUGAUGUUUUUGAAACAGAGUCUCCACGCUCCAAAUCUCGCCAUAUUCCCAGCACCUCCACUGAGGAGGUGUAGCCAGUACAGACUAAGUUGCAAUCACAUCAUAUAAUGUCAUCAUGUAGUAUUGUUUAGCCACCUUAAAGGGAUAGUUCACUCAUUUUGAAAAAUGUGAUAUCAUCUCACUGUCCCUUUGCUGGUAUGUAGGACAGUAAUGGGUUGGGUGGUUAUUUUUCAGAGUGUUAGCUGGGGGGAAG
Myripristis murdjan (pinecone soldierfish) is the source of this 1298-nucleotide messenger RNA. RefSeq names its product popeye domain cAMP effector 1 (gene popdc1). The transcript has 7 exons. The record is from RefSeq and is a predicted model, not a curated record. NCBI's taxonomy places the organism in Eukaryota, Metazoa, Chordata, Actinopteri, Holocentriformes, Holocentridae. Gene Ontology annotation, biological process: skeletal muscle tissue development; heart development; striated muscle cell differentiation. Bases 1 to 1119 code for a protein of 372 amino acids. Gene Ontology annotation, cellular component: sarcolemma. Gene Ontology annotation, molecular function: cAMP binding.